Molecule: messenger RNA, 783 nt
Organism: Penicillium egyptiacum
Lineage: Eukaryota; Fungi; Ascomycota; Eurotiomycetes; Eurotiales; Aspergillaceae
Source: the annotation of a GenBank genome assembly
AUGGAAGCUAUCAGUGCAUCUGACGAGAAGCCUACUAUGGAAUCGUUAAAGGAGGCUUUAGAACUUGAGUCCGACACCCGGUUCGAAUACGAUCCAUGGCUUCUCGACGAUCAUCCCCUACGAUCACAUCCGACAGAGUGCAUUCCAGGCUUGUCGCUCUAUCUCCAUGAAUACUACGAAUCCAUCGGGAAGCGAAGAGCGACUCUCUUCCGCGCCGGAUGCCUUAUUCUCGGAUGCAUAGCCGCAUUCCAAUGCCUACGAUUGCUCCCAAUCAAUAUCAAAGGGAUACUCUUGCCUCAUGCAUCCACGCCACGUGCCCACAUUUACCCCCAGAGUGCCAAGUGUACGUUCCCUACACUAGAUACGCUAUCACAUUCCCUCAGGUCGUCUCUCAACGAGGGAUGCGAAGGCCUUCGAACGGCGGUCUGGAUGCACAACGGGGAGCUGCAGAUUGGAAACGCAGUUGUGGAGACCGAGCCCCAGGCCGAGGACAUCCUGCAGCGACUCGGUCUCGACCCUCUUUUGGCGAAACUGGACGCUGAGAAUGAUGCUACCGCCCGGGCAUCUCUUAACCCCGAAACGCCAGGCAGCUUUCACGACCAUCUGGCUCGGUCUUUCCUUUUAGUGCUUGAUGCCAAGACGCCGCUUCACGGGCUGUACCCGCAUCUCAUUGAACAUCUUGAUACUCUCCGGCAGAGGGGGUACCUGUCUCAUUGGGAUGGGCAGAAUGUUGUCCAGCGCCCUGUGACUGUGGUGGUUACUGGGGAGACUUUCCCGGAGUGA